Molecule: messenger RNA, 1403 nt
Organism: Dioscorea cayenensis subsp. rotundata (Guinea yam)
Lineage: Eukaryota; Viridiplantae; Streptophyta; Magnoliopsida; Dioscoreales; Dioscoreaceae
Product: integrator complex subunit 6 homolog
Exons: 5
Coding region: 33-1403 (456 amino acids)
Biological process (GO): cortical microtubule organization
Cellular component (GO): cortical microtubule
Source: RefSeq, a predicted model, not a curated record
UAUCAUUUUGGGUGUUGUUUGAGCUUGAUAAGAUGAGCUCCGGCCGGCCAAGGAUCCCUGGAGUCCCGGCGAGUGGCCGGAGGGAUCGAGACGAAGAUUUACUAUUGUUCAAAGAGAUGUUCAAAAGGGAGCGAGAACGUACUGUGAGUCUUCUUCAACCUGUUUCUGAUGAGUUUGAGCCUUCACAAGCUGGAAAUCUUCACUUAUACAAAAUUCCUUCAAGUAAAAAAGGAGCUGACACAGAAGAGAAAAAUGAUUAUGAUUGGUUAAAAACACCACCGGCAACCCCUCUAUUUCCAUCACUAGAGUUGGAGGCUAAUGAAAACUUGGCAAACAUGGUUGUUCAUAAGGAACUCCCCAUCCUUCAACCCAUCAAACCUUCAAGGUUUUCAAGCAAGAAUGAAGUAAUAAAACCAACUCAGCGAUCAAAAUCACCGAGUUCUAGUUCCGUGUCAUCUUCCCGCUCAGUGACACCAAGAUUAAGGCCUAACUCGAUGGCUAAUGGAAAGAAGAUGACGAUGACAAUGACGAUACCGAUACCGAUGCCGAUGCCGAUGCCGAUGCCGAUGAAUUCAACAUCUUCUACUCAUAAUAUCAACCAAUCAAGAACUAAUAAAUCCAUAAAUUCCUCUUCUAUUCCUUCCACCCCAAUGAACAUCAAAGAAGUUCCUACUACUAAGUCUCGGUGUGCUACAACACUUCCAGAAAAAAUAAAAGUGAAACAAAGCAUGAAUAGAAGGUUAUCAUGCUCACCGAAAAUGAUAAGAGGAAUCACAAAUGAAUAUGACGAAGCCAAUGUGAAAGUUCGGAAAAUGAGUGUUUCUGAAAAGAAUAAUAAUGUCUUGGCGGUAGUUGAAAGUAAAAUGGUUGAUAGGGGUAAAUCCAUAAAUUCCCCAUCUAUUCCUUCCACCCCAAUGAACAUCAAAGAAGUUCCUACUGAGUCUUGGCAUACUACAACACUUGCAGGAAAAACAAAGGUGAAACAAAACAUGAAUAGAAGAUUAUCAUGCUCACCAAAAAUGAUAAGAGGAAUCAAGAGUGAGUCUAAUGAAAAUAAUAUGGAAUUUUGGAAAAUAAGUAUUCAAGAAAAGAACAAUAAUGGCUCAAUGGUAGUUGGGAGUAAAAUGGUUGAUAGGAUGUUGAAUGCAAGAAGGAUCACAGAUUUAAAUGGUGAGAAGAAAACAAUGAUCAAGGCUCAAGAUGAUGUCAAAUUUGGGAGGAUCAAAGCGGAGGCUUCACUUGAUAAAACUUUCGAAAAUUUGGAUGAGAAGAGAAGUCAAGGAAUGAGGAGCUGCAAUUUGGUUGAGGCUAGAACAACAAAGCAUAGAUUCAAUGUUGAAAACAGGACUCAAUUGUUAAAGAAAAAAGUUGAUGAUAAGAGGAAUAAAUUUGUGAUGAGUUGA